CAGCUUCAUGUUUCAACACUCCUGAUCCGGAUCUCCUCUGGUCGCCUUUAAACUCUCUCCUCUCCUCCCUCUCGGCUCCUUUUGGACGACCGAAGAAAGAAAUGACUUCACAGCGGAGGAUUUAUUAGUUCUUGGUUGUCUUUGAAACUCUUUAAAAAAAUAAAAAAUAAAAACCCACCUGAACCUGAACCUGAACCCGAAGUGAACCGAGUCUGGUCACCAUGAGAAGUCGGAGCAACUCGGGCGUUAAACUGGACAACUAUGCCCGGAUGGUGCAGCAAACGAUCCUGAGACACCAAGAUCCAGUGACGGGUCUUCUCCCAGGCAGCUCGGAUCAGAAUCAUUCCUGGGUCAGAGACAAUGUUUACAGCGUCAUGUCCGUGUGGGCCCUCAGUCUGGCCUACAGGAAGAACGCCGACAGGGACGAAGAUAAGGCCAAAGCCUACGAACUGGAGCAGAGUGUGGUGAAGCUAAUGAGAGGCAUCCUCCAGUGCAUAAUGAGGCAGCUGGAUAAAGUGGAGAAGUUUAAAUACAGCAGAAGUACCUCAGACUCACUCCACGCCAAGUACGACACCAGGACCUGUGCCCCUUGUGUCAGGGACGACCAGUGGGGUCACCUACAGGUCGACGCCACCUCGCUCUUCCUGCUCUUCCUCGCUCAGAUGACGGCAGCUGGUCUCCACAUCGUCUACACCCAAGAUGAAGUGGACGUAAUUCAGAACCUCAUGUUCUACAUCGAGGCAGCAUACAAAGUGGCCGAUUACGGGAUGUGGGAACGAGGAGACAAAACCAACCAGGGCAUCACUGAAAUCAACGCCAGCUCUAUAGGCAUGGCCAAGGCAGCUCUGGAGGCUCUGGAUGACCUCAACCUGUUUGGGGCAAAAGGAGGACCAGGAUCUGUGGUCCACGCCUUGGCUGAUGACAUACAGCACUGCCAGUCCAUCCUGACGUCCAUGUUACCCAGAGCGUCCAUGUCCAAAGAGGUGGACGCCGGAGUCCUGGCUAUCAUCUCGUACCCGGCCUUCGCUGUGGAGGACAUGAGCAUCGUCAACAUGACCAAGGAGGAGAUCAUUUCCAAACUGCAGGGUCGAUACGGCUGCUGCAGGUUCCUCAGAGACGGACACAAAACCCCAAAAGAGGAUCCAAACCGUCUUUAUUACGAGUCCGCGGAGCUGAAGCUGUUUGAAAACAUCGAGUGUGAGUGGCCGCUGUUCUGGACCUACCUCAUACUGGACGGCAUCUUCAUCAACAGCCCCGAACAGGUGCAGGAGUACCAGGAGGCUCUGGAGGGCAUCCUGAUCAAACAGAAAGACGGGAUUCGACUGGUGCCGGAGCUCUACAGCGUCCCUCCAGAUAAGGUGGAGGAGGAGUACAUGAACCCUCACUCUGUGGAGAGGAUCCCGAUGGGGAAAUGUCCUCUGAAAUGGGGACAGUCUCUCUACAUCCUGGGAAACCUUUUGUCCGAGGGAUUUCUCGCCCCGGGAGAGAUCGACCCCCUUAACCGACGUUUCUCCACAAUCCCCAAACCCGAUGUGGUUGUACAGGUGUCAGUUCUAGCAGAGACCGAGGAGAUCAAAGAGCUGCUGUUGAAGAACGGCAUCGACGUGGAGACCGUUGCGGACAUCCAUCCCAUCCACGUGCAGCCGUCCAGAGUCCUCAGCCACAUCUACGCCCGACUUGGUCGUAACCCGAGGCUGGGUCUGACGGGACGACCCUACAGGAGAAUAGGAGUCCUGGGAACCUCCAAAUUCUACAUCAUCAGAAACACCAUAUUCUCUUUCACACCUCAGUUCAUCGACCACCAGCAGUUCUACUUGGCGUUGGACAACAAAAUGAUCGUUGAGAUGCUGAGGACAGAAAUCGCCUACCUCUCGUCUAGGUGGAGGAUGACCGGACGACCCACCGUCACGUUUCCCAUUUCACAAUCGAUGUUGACUGAAAACCACACAAACCUGGACCCUGCAGUCGUGGCCACACUGAAGAAGCUGCAGGACGGAUAUUACGGAGGAGCGAGGAUCCAGACGGGAAAGCUGUCGGAGUUCUUGACCACUUCCUGUUUCGCUCACCUGAGCUUCCUGGACGGUAAGGCUUCUGGCAGCAUGAGCCGCCACGACGAAGAGUAUGGUGAUGAUGAGCGUGACGGCGAUGGAUACGUGCAUGAGUUACGUUGUGAUGAUGAGGCCGACGACCUCGCCCAGUACCUGGACCACCUGUUGGCUCACUCUGCCCCCAAGAAGCCCAAACGGCAGGUCGGAGGUCUGGGGAGGUUCAAGGCCGCGGCCACCAAAACCAAGGAUAUGGUGUCUCUCAUGAACAAGGCUCAUGACCUCGACAUACACAAUGUCAACAUGUACCUGCCCAGUAAACUGUUUCGCUCCACUCAGCCGUCCCUCAAUUUGAACCUCCCAGAGCCCGCUGCGCCGCAAGCAGCUCAGGGUCCGGAGGUGUCGGUCACAAUGGAGAGCAGCAUCCCCAGAGAUGCCAGCGGCGCCAUCGACUACAGCGCUUUGGCCCAGCUGCUGAAAGACACUCAGUGUCUCCAGGACCAGGCCGAUAUUCUCUACAUCCUCUUCAAAGACAAGGGGAUGGACUGGGACACUCAUCUGCACGGUAAAGGCUCCACGGUGAGAUCUCUGCUGUCCGACCUUUACGAGAAGGCGGGUGAACUCAAACACUGGAGCCUCAUCAGGAUGAUCUCCGGCAUGCUGAAGAAGAAGGUGGAGGAGCUCGACUCGGCCUGCUCCGAUCUGCUGGCGCACCAGAAGCACCUGACGGUGGGUCUGCCUCCCGAGCCAAGAGAGAAAACCAUCACCGCUCCCAUACCUCCAGACCAGCUGGCCGCCGUCAUCGACGAGGCCAGCGACAGCAACAUCAGCGUGGCCAUACUGACUCAGGAGAUCAUGGUGUACCUGGCUAUGAGCAUAAGGACUCAGCCCAGCCUCUUCAGCGAGAUGUUCAGGCUCCGUAUCGGUCUCAUCAUCCAGGUCAUGGCCACCGAGCUCGCCCAUUCACUCAACUGCUCAGGAGAGGAAGCUACAGACAGCCUGAUGAGUCUCAGUCCAUCAGAACUGAAGAAUCUCCUCCACCACAUCCUCAGUGGGAAAGAGUUUGGAGUCCAGCGCAGCGUUAGAGAGCUGGACGCCGGCGUCAGUCCCGCCAUCUCCAUCCAUCACCUGGGCAACGUGGGCGCCACCAAGAGCGAGAGAGCCGGCAUCAGCAAACUGAAGAGCGACAUGAAGAUGGCGGAGCACAGGUUGUCUUUGACGGACCCCUUUAAGGACCCCAGGUUGUCUUUGACAGAGCCAGUUUCAGAGGAGAUGGAACGCAGGGUGUCUUUGGCCGACUCAGUUAAGCUCGACCAGUCAGUGACCUCCUUUCACAAGAGCAUGCGAUCUCAGUCUCUGGACAUAGAAAACCUUGAAUCUGGGAGGUACAGGCUGCCUUCCAUAGAAUCUCUGGACAUUCCGGAGAGCAUUCCAGUUGCCAAGGAUACAAGGCACGGCCAAUGGCUGCGCAGGAGGCGUCUGGACGGAGCGCUGAACAGAGUUCCGGUGGGGUUCUACCAGAAAGUCUGGAAGAUCCUGCAGAAGUGCCACGGUUUGUCCAUAGAAGGGUUCGUCCUCCCUUCUUCAACCACCAGAGAG
Messenger RNA from Morone saxatilis (striped sea-bass), 3644 nucleotides. RefSeq names its product phosphorylase kinase, alpha 1a (muscle) (gene phka1a). Gene Ontology annotation, molecular function: calmodulin binding. The record is from RefSeq and is a predicted model, not a curated record. Gene Ontology annotation, cellular component: phosphorylase kinase complex. Lineage: Eukaryota; Metazoa; Chordata; Actinopteri; Moronidae. Gene Ontology annotation, biological process: glycogen metabolic process.